Messenger RNA from Aphanomyces invadans, 1525 nucleotides. RefSeq lists its product as hypothetical. Bases 97 to 1461 code for a protein of 454 amino acids. Lineage: Eukaryota; Oomycota; Saprolegniomycetes; Saprolegniales; Verrucalvaceae. The transcript has a single exon. Gene Ontology annotation, molecular function: DNA binding. The record is from RefSeq and is a predicted model, not a curated record.
CGACCAAGUGCCGACCACAUCGUUCUCCUUCCCGGCACGACGUCAUAUUCCAUCCCGCCACGUCGAGCGCAGGCGACAUCACUCCCGUCGUCGCACAUGAUGCAGCCCUCUUCACACAACAUGGACAAGGCCAACGUCGGUGCCGACUCGGCGUCAACCACACAUGGUCCAGCGACCCCGUCGCUGAAAAUCACGGCACCAUCGACACCGUCGCUCUUGGCGUUCGCGAAGUUCAAGGAACGCGAAGCCAUGGGGUCGCCCACAUCGCCUGGCAUGUCGUCCAUGACGCUGCCCGCGCGAAAAGAGCUCGCUGAAGCCGCCGCGUUCCGUGCGUCGUCGUUCCACGACGAAUCGUCUUGCCCUGAUGACGAAGAUGCUGGGAACGACGACGACAGCGACGACUCGGACAUGCCACACGACUGCAAAGCAAACACUGGCAGAUGGACGGAUGCCGAACACAAACUCUUCCUCAAGGGGCUCGAGUGCUUUCCAUACCGAGCGUGGAAGAAGAUCGCGACGCUUAUCAAAACCCGAAGUGUCGUCCAAAUUCGAACACAUGCUCAAAAGUACUACCAGAAGCUGGCAAAGGAAGAAGCCAAGGGCAAAGACCGAACGAACGCUUCGAGCCAUGUCAACAACUCAGGCGCCGACAACCACUUCAUGCACAGCACUGCCACGGCGUCGGCAUAUGCAUCACCGUCCAUCGAAAAUGCUUCCGACAACUGCACCACCACGCGGCAAAAGAACGUGAGCAGCGUGAAGAAGCGAAAGUUCAGCUUCGAUGAAAACCAUUACACAGCGACCUCUGCUGCAUCGCGCUUUUCGAAGCGAAAGGAAGGCACAUUGCCACCCCUCGGGUUUGCUUCUUCGGUCGACACGUCCCAGUUGGACAACAACAUGUUGCGACCAACUGUGGCAGCGAGUACAGCAAUUGAGUUCGACAAGUCAAAUGGUCGAACGUCCGCGUCGCGGCAUGCUGCGAUCGUUCCUGCAACGUCUUCAGGCACCCGACGGCCCGCUAUGGCGGCCUUUGACGUGCCCACGAUGAUUCUGGACUACCCAACAUCCGUCGAAGACAAGCACAUGGACGAAUUUGACAUCAUCGACGAAAGUCUGUCGCGGAUGACCCCUGUCAACGACGAAGACAUGCUUCAACUGACCGACGACGACUGGUUCUCGUCCUCGUCCGAGAACGACCGCGAUGUCGCGAACAAGAUGGACGACAAAUGCUCCCCGCUCUCGUCGCCUUCCCACCACAUGCUGAAGAAGCAACCCAGCGCAUUCUUGUUCUGCGAUACCAACGACACCACAACGUCGUUCAACCUGCUCGAACCCGAGACGGACCCGUACUCGAUCCUGUUCGACCACGUGGACGAGCCCCUCGCCUCGACGACGUACGCAGACGAAUUCAUCCUAGACCCCCAGACAUUCCUCACGAACUACUUCAGCAAGGAAGGGUAGAUGGUCGCGUCGUCGUCAUGUGCGAGUUUUGUUCAAAGUGCUAAUUUAUUGAUAUUUGCCCCGA